Molecule: messenger RNA, 701 nt
Organism: Drosophila serrata
Lineage: Eukaryota; Metazoa; Arthropoda; Insecta; Diptera; Drosophilidae
Gene: NC2beta
Product: negative cofactor 2beta
Biological process (GO): negative regulation of transcription by RNA polymerase II; RNA polymerase II preinitiation complex assembly
Cellular component (GO): negative cofactor 2 complex
Molecular function (GO): TBP-class protein binding; protein heterodimerization activity; RNA polymerase II general transcription initiation factor activity
Source: RefSeq, a predicted model, not a curated record
GACAGCCGAGCGAAAAAAAAAAAAAACAAACCUCCAGCUCUGUAUUUGUUUUUGUUUACUUUUACGCCGCCACCAUGUCGAAUCCGCAGGAGGAACUGCUGCCGCCCAGCGCCGAGGACGACGAGCUGACCCUUCCGCGCGCCAGCAUCAACAAAAUAAUCAAGGAGCUGGUGCCCACGGUACGGGUGGCCAACGAGAGUCGCGAGCUGAUCCUGAACUGCUGCUCCGAGUUCAUCCACCUUAUCAGCUCCGAGGCCAACGAGGUGUGCAAUAUGCGCAACAAAAAGACAAUCAAUGCAGAGCACGUCCUGGAGGCGCUGGAGCGGUUGGGAUUCCACGACUACAAGCAGGAGGCGGAGGCCGUUCUUCACGACUGCAAAGAGGUAGCAGCCAAGCGGCGACGACAGAGCACACGUUUGGAGAAUCUGGGCAUUCCGGAGGAGGAGCUGCUGCGCCAGCAACAAGAACUGUUCGCCAAGGCACGCGAGGAACAGGCGCGCGAAGAGCAACAACAGUGGGUGAGCAUGCAGGCUGCUGCCAUGGUGCAGCGGCAGCCGCAGGCCGAUGGCUCCAUCGCCAGCAAGCCCAGCGAAGAUGAUGAGGACGAGGACGACGACGACUACUAGUAAAUGAUUUCUUCAAUACACCUAAUGUGUAACUUUAAGCUUACAAAAUAUAUUGCCAUAAGUACUAUCAACUAA